AAAAAUUACAAAAAAUUAUUCGCCCAGACAACGGCCCGCCUUCUUCUUCAGCAUCCACUCGACCAGUGGACCAGUAAUCGGCCGAGAGCCCGAGACUGCAUCAGGCCACCUGCGUCCGCCGCACUAUCAGACGAGGGACGACUGGAAGAAAACUGAACCGGCCUCCUCCGCAGCUCUGAGACCCAUCCACCGGAUAUCUUUGAACGACUGCCGCCCAGCGUGAUUGCGUCCGUUCGCCGCGCCUGUACGCCGCAAAAGUUCCGGUUUCUGACUCACUACUCAGCCAGAUAACAAUAAGGCUACUGUAGACUGCCAAAUCUCUCUGGUGAAUCAUUGACAUGCUAAGAGUUUGUACACUUUAUGUGUAAUAUAUCCCUGAGGACCCUGACUCUCUGGGAACCUGCGGUUUAUAUAUAUUUAACAUGGGUUGCACAAAGACAAAGUGAUGGUGGAAGAUCCUCAUUCAGUAAAUAGUCCUCGGAGAAUUCUCAGUUUUACAAAAAACAAGAGGGCAACUGUUGUCUUCCCAGAUUCAAAUCAAAAGGCUUCAGAAUUUGCUCUUCCUGGGGAUCACGGACCCAAUCCUUCUGAAGUUUAUGGAUUCGUUGGGUCUAUUUCUACCGUUGUUGCUACAGUUAUCUUUCUUGUGUGGGCAUAUGUCCCUGAGAAUUGGUUGCAUUCAGUCGGGAUCUUCUACUAUCCAAGCAGGUACUGGGCAUUGGCUGUGCCAGCAUAUGUUAUGAUGACCGUAGUUCUAUCAGUAACAUUUUACAUUGGUCUCAACUUCAUGUCCACACCUCCCCCCACUUCUUUCACCACCAUGUUUGAUGAAUUCAGUAGAGAACCAUUGCUGAGCAGUGCUUUUAUAGACGAUGAAGAUGAUGAGAGACCCAUUGAUCCGAUCUCUGAUAUUGGCAUUGAUCAAAUUAAUAAAAUAAUGUUUCAGAAUUUUGAUUAACAUUUUUUUGCUAGUCACCACUAGCAGCCUUAUAACAUUGCUUUGUAUGUCGCUAUACUUGGUAAUUGUGAUCAAUGGAAAAAUUAAAGAAAACAGAUUUAUGCAGAAGGAAAUCAUGAGAUGAACACCCU
Molecule: messenger RNA, 1089 nt
Organism: Cuscuta europaea
Lineage: Eukaryota; Viridiplantae; Streptophyta; Magnoliopsida; Solanales; Convolvulaceae
Source: the annotation of a GenBank genome assembly